AUGGCAAUACUUUCAGAUUUGCUUCUCAUCGCAGCAUGUACUGCCUCACCAUAUCCACCUCGCGAAAUUUUCACGUGGUACUGUCCCCUCUUCAAUAGUGCUUCAACAAGAUCGAUUUGA
Messenger RNA from Sclerotinia sclerotiorum 1980 UF-70, 120 nucleotides. RefSeq lists its product with no specific name. The record is from RefSeq and is a predicted model, not a curated record. The coding region runs from base 1 to 120 and encodes 39 amino acids. Lineage: Eukaryota; Fungi; Ascomycota; Leotiomycetes; Helotiales; Sclerotiniaceae. The transcript has a single exon.